AUGCCAUCAGAGCGCGCAGCAGCCCUCUCGGCAGCCCUAGCAGGCGUUUCCCACCCCUUCAGCUCGCGCCGCGCCGCCCGCGAAAGACAGCACGACUCGCCGCCGCCCCCAGCAGGUACGGACAGCUACUAUGGUGUCCGGAGUCUGGAGGGGAGCGUCGAGUGGGACGACGAUGCGUCGGCCAGCGGUGGUGGCGACAGCAGCCCAGCACCACAGCAGCAACACGAAACGACGCCGACACGCGACGACAACCACAGCCCAUCGCACCACACCGCCGCUAGUGAGCCAACGACGCGUGGAGGCCCAUCUUCGUCUUCCCAUGUCAUUUCGCCAAGCCGCGAGACCACGCCAGGCCGCGAGACCACCCCCGACGCCGCCGCUGCCGUGACAAGUACAUCUGCCGCCGCUAUCGCUGCCCAGUCGGCCGAACCACCAGCCCCACAAGAUUGCCGGGCGGACGCGUCAGCUGCCGCCGAACUGCCGGCCACACACCACCAACACGCGCCGCUGCAGCCGCCGUCGCACAUCCCGAUCCCACACCACGCGCUUCUGGACGCGCUGGCCGACGCGCCGUCCGAGCCGUCGUCACCGGUGUCAGUCGCCUCGCUGCCAUCGUACACGGCGUCGCUGAGCAGCCUGUCGCGCAUGUCGUCCCCUGCCGACUGGGACUGGCGCCACCCGCUCACGUCGAGCGUGACAGCCCUCGACCUCAACCACGACGGCGACGACGCGCAGAGCCUCGCGUCCCUCGGCCAGCCGCGCGGUAGCGAGGAGCUCGUCCUCCCCACCCUGUCGCUGCCGAGCACGAGCCUCCACCUUGGCUUGGACCGGUGGCCUGGCCCGUCAGAGGGCACGCGGGUGGCCUUGCUCGCGUCGCCUGCGCGCACGCGCGACGUGCUCGGUGCGCUGGCUGCGCGCCGCCGCUGCGUCCAGCUCGGCCGUGGCGAGGUUGGCAUUGUCGAUCAUGGCGGGGAAGGGCUCGAGGCGACGGUGCUGUCCGGGCUCUCGGUCGCCGAGCUGCGCUCGCGUACGACGGCAGCAUACCUUACCCUCAACGCCCUGCUUCACCCCUCUUUGUCACCGCUGCAGUCGGGCGUCGGAAACAUGGUCAACAACUAUGCGAGCACGUCCCCGGACUGGGUGCAUCUCGUUGUGGCGCUCGACGAUGAUGAAGACGACGCACACGCUGUCGACGUCGUGCCUGUGACGACACUCGACGAGGAGAAGGCAAGGAUGGUUCAGGAGGCGAUCGAGGCGGUCGUUGAGCCCGCCGACGCUGUAGACGGUGACGAUGACGAGGAAGAGAGCCGCAGGUCCGCAACUCCAUCGACGCCGUCAACCUCCAACAUUCUCGAGCCUACGCCCCGCCUCUCAUCGCACCGGAUUGAGCCCUCGUCGCCGAUCCCAGACCUGCUACCUGCCCCAGACGAGACGCCACUCGCCGUCGAAAGAGGCAACCCCACCGACGAUCUGCCCGGCGCAGAGGACGACGAGCCGCUGACCCCCGGCUCGCAUACCAUCCAGGAAACUGUAAUGCUGAUUGAGCGCAUCCUCGACGACCCGCACCGUGUGCGGUCAGCUUCUGCUGCCACUUUCUUGUCCUGGCGCCCAACCGCCAACUCGACAAUCGACUCGCUCCCCACUGUCCCGCCAACCCAGACGUCGUCCCUCACGGCCGACACGACCUCGCCCGCGUCGUCAAACUACGACGUAGGCGGCGUGCCCAUGCCAACCGUAGCGCGCGCCGUGGGAGGAGGCGAGUGGGAGGCUACGCUGAGCCGCCGGCUGGCGCAGCGCCGCGAGGUCGACGCGUCGGUGCACCGCAGUGCGCGGGGUGCGCGUGCGCGCGCGCGUGGCCGUCGCCGCCGCAGCUCGCACAGCCCGCCACAUGGAGCGAAAGAGCCAUGUGCGCCACUGUUCCCCCGGCAUCGUGCCGCCGCCGCGUCUGUUGGCCUGGCUGACCUCGUCGAGGGCGUCUUUGGCGGCGUCAAGCAAGUCCUGGCCCGCACGCCGUGGUCGCGAGUCGUCAUGGCUUGCGCGGUGGCCAUCGCCGUGGGCUGCGGAAUCUGGGCAGUCCGCGUGCGAGUGUAA
Molecule: messenger RNA, 2091 nt
Organism: Vanrija pseudolonga
Lineage: Eukaryota; Fungi; Basidiomycota; Tremellomycetes; Trichosporonales; Trichosporonaceae
Exons: 2
Coding region: 1-2091 (696 amino acids)
Source: RefSeq, a predicted model, not a curated record